Messenger RNA from Corythoichthys intestinalis (scribbled pipefish), 678 nucleotides. RefSeq names its product succinate dehydrogenase complex assembly factor 4 (gene sdhaf4). Gene Ontology annotation, cellular component: mitochondrion. The coding region runs from base 99 to 401 and encodes 100 amino acids. Lineage: Eukaryota; Metazoa; Chordata; Actinopteri; Syngnathiformes; Syngnathidae. Gene Ontology annotation, biological process: mitochondrial respiratory chain complex II assembly. The record is from RefSeq and is a predicted model, not a curated record. The transcript has 3 exons.
GACAUUCGACGCAAUUUUGUGCGACACUGCUUCAACAACAUUUAUGCAAUUGUCCGAACACAAACAGGAAAACGCUUAAUCGUAGCUAAGGGUAACAGAUGUCUCGCUUAACGCUUUUUGUUUCCAACUGUAAAUAUUUUCUUACAAAUAGUCCGAUCUUGGAAUCACCGUUGAUGGGAUGGUUCCGCCACGCCAGCGGUGCAGUGAAAGAUCGAGAGCCUCUGAAGAAAGCUAUAACCCCGCAGGGGCGGUUUGAUAAGGACGAGGAGAAAACUAAGGAUGCUCUGGAACGGUUUCCUGAUGAUGUGAAUCCUGUGACAAAGGAAAAGGGGGGUCCUCGAGGUCCAGAGCCCACUCGUUAUGGAGACUGGGAGAGAAAAGGUCGAUGUGUGGACUUUUAGUUGGCUGCCUGUCUAAUGUAUUACAGUUUUGCAAGUGAGUCAUGUAAUAUGAAUAUUGUUCAUUUGCUGCUGCUGCUGCUGCUGCAACAACAUGGCGUUGGAAUCAGACAUGCCAUCCUUUCUAUUUUUCCGCCUCUGGAUUAAAUCUAUAAAACCACAGACAUACUGUACAUAGAUGUUGCCUUGAGCUGGUUGGCUUCCUAUGUUGGCAUUGUGCUAGCCGCGUAAUGGAUAAACUAAUGUUAAUAAACUGCCUCAACUCCACGAAAUGUGUUUG